Messenger RNA from Liolophura sinensis, 6681 nucleotides. RefSeq names its product histone acetyltransferase KAT6B-like. The record is from RefSeq and is a predicted model, not a curated record. Gene Ontology annotation, biological process: regulation of transcription by RNA polymerase II; nucleosome assembly. Gene Ontology annotation, molecular function: histone H3 acetyltransferase activity; transcription coregulator activity; DNA binding. Gene Ontology annotation, cellular component: nucleosome; MOZ/MORF histone acetyltransferase complex; nucleus. Lineage: Eukaryota; Metazoa; Mollusca; Polyplacophora; Chitonida; Chitonidae.
UUGUAAACCACAAGUACCUCGCGCAUUUUGCCUAUGUGAUUUGGCGCUAAUCCGAGAGAGAAAGGAAAGUUACUGCAAAUUUAGAAGGAUUCAUCUUAGGGGAACCAUACACAAUGACAUAUCAGAGCCAAGGAUUGACUUGAGGUGGACGCAAUGGACUGAGGAUUUCUUACAAACAAUAACAAUGCUGCAGUUCGGAACAAAAGAACAAAUGGAAACUCUUGCUUUGUGUGUUCUUUUCCAAAGCGUUUGCUCGCAGUCGUUUGCAGGAAAUGUUUCUAAGGCAUAUGUAAGAUAAUACAAAGGAUCCAUCUACCACCAUGGUGAAGGAAGGGGAGCUGGCAAACUUGUCAGACUCUACGUAUGUAAAAUGGCUUCUUGAUGCCAUUCACAAAGUGAAACAACAGAAACAACGUCCAAAUAUCGAACGAAUAUGUAAUGCGGUGAGACAGAAUCGCAAGGUUAGUCGUGAAAUGAUAGAGGAACAGUUGGAGCAGGCAGUGAAAGAUGGAACAGUGCUCAAGGUGUACAACAAGGGAUUGUGCUCUUACAAAGACCCGAGUUGUGUGUCCCAGUUAAAAUCUAGAAUUGUUAAGGUCACAAGAAAGACAGAUCUGACAAAGUUGAUAUCAAAGACCAUCAAAGAACUGGGAGAAAUAGGAGGGUCAACUCUGCGCAGUGUUGAGAAAUAUAUCUUGAAAAGCUGCAGUCUUGAUAUAGAGGAUGAGGUGGACUUGAUGCAGCAAUUACGCCUGUCUUUGAAAAAAGGUAUUAGUGCUGGUCGCUUUGUGAAGGGCAGACACAUCAAAAUUAACUAUGUCAACAGCAGUGUUGAAUCGGACUCUUUUGGGAGCACAAGUAGUAGUGCGAGUAAUAAUAGUGCAUUAAUGGGACACUACGAUACAGACAUGUCAUUUGGACAAGAUGUCUCGUUUACAUAUGAACGGAAUAAGAAACGGGCACCUGCUAUACCAUUGUGUAGCUUCUGUUGUGGUACAAAAGAAAAGAACAGGGAUGGUGUUCCUGAGGAGCUUAUUUCCUGUGCUGAUUGUGGGAACAGUGGUCAUCCAUCAUGCUUGAAGUUUUCUGUAGAUCUGACUGCACACGUGAAGACAUUACGGUGGCAGUGCAUCGACUGUAAAACAUGCUCAUUUUGUGGCAGAUCGGGCAAGGAGGAUAACAUGUUGUUUUGUGAUGCAUGUGAUAGAGGUUUUCACAUGGAGUGCUGUGAUCCACCAUUGUCCAAGGCACCUAAAGGUUUUUGGAAUUGCAAUAUUUGUGAUCCACUGCGAGGCAGUAAAAAGCGAAAGUAUAUGGAUAUGUCGUCAAUGAUGAGGACAAAAUUUGUGAAAGGAGCCAGUGGUUCGGAGGACAGAGUACGUGUUAAGACUGGUGCAAAAUCUACACCAAGGAAACCAAGCUCUGUGCCACCAAGUAUGACAUCAACACCUCAAAGAGGUAGACCGAAGACUCCAAAGACAAAAACUCCUGUAAACAGCACAAAUGGUGACAGAAGUAAAGGGGAAGGACACUGCCACCCUACUAAAUCUCCACCUGGUAAAGUACUGAGUGUUGCACAAAAUGGGGAGCAGAGUUCAUCGUCUGAGAGCGAUUCAGAGAGUGAGGAGGACUCAAGCUCUUCAGAUAAUUGUAUCACCAUGAACAAACCUAAAGGCCUUAUAGAUGGCCUCUCGCGCUUCUUCACACCCUCAAAUAAGCGGAAAUCACGUGUAUCUCUGAGUGCACUUGAGGCAAAUGGUGAAAGUGGAACAAAACCACACGGCAAAUCUAAAAUUUCUCAGAAUCACAGCAAAUCGCAGCAAGCUGCAAACAAACUUAUCCGCAAGUCCAAAAUUUUACAGGCUAACAAGGUGAGGAGACGGAAGUUAGGCGGGCCUCCUGGCAGUGGACAGUUAAAAAGCCUGUUUGAUGGGUUGUCACACCUUUUCACUGCCCCUGGUGAAACCCGUAAGAGAACUGUUCCUAUGUAUUCACAGCCACGACGCAUGCGCAAAAUCAAAAUUGACCCUCCACCUCUCAGUCCAUCUUCUCACACAGAUCUUAGUCCUGUUUUUACCAGCACCCCGUGGAAGGACACAGGGUUGGCAGCAGAAACUGGUGCUCAGGAUAGUCGAACUCCUCGCCCUGUUGGAAGGGGGAGGGGAAAGGCAGUGGUUAACAGGAAAGUUUUGUCCACCCCCGGAAUGACGCCAAUGAAAAAAGGACGAGGGGGCUCCGCCGCUGCAGCUACACCACCAGCCAAAUCUGUAGGCCGAGGUAGAGGCCGGGGACGACCUCGGGGGUCUACCAAUGAGAAGACUGUUGGCGGUCCCCGAGGUGUGACAGACAGUGAUGUGGAGAUGUUCAAACAGGCUCAGGAGAAGGCUCAGCAGGUUUUGAGUCAGGCUUCCAAUAGCACAGAACAGCAGGCCGAAGGUUCACAAGGGAGGUAUCCACCUGCAAUAGAAUUUGGAAAGUAUGAGAUACAGACGUGGUACUCUUCUCCAUACCCACAGGAAUAUGCUAGAUUACCAAAGCUGUAUAUAUGUGAAUUUUGUCUCAAGUACAUGAAAAGUCGCAGUAUUCUAUCACGCCAUUAUGAAAAAUGUAAGCUGCGUCACCCACCAGCUAAUGAGAUCUACAGAAAGGGAGAGUUGUCAGUGUUUGAAGUGGAUGGCAAUGUCAGUAAAAUCUACUGCCAAAACCUCUGUCUGCUAGCCAAGCUUUUCCUGGACCACAAAACUCUAUAUUAUGAUGUAGAACCAUUCCUGUUUUAUGUGCUCACCAGUAAUGACCAAUAUGGCUGUCAUCUCAUUGGCUAUUUCUCUAAGGAGAAACAUUGCCAACAAAAGUACAAUGUGUCUUGUAUUAUGAGUAUGCCUCAGUUCCAAAGGAAAGGCUAUGGAAGAUUCCUUAUCGAAUUCAGCUAUUUGCUGUCUCGGAUAGAAGGUCAGCCAGGUUCCCCAGAGAAACCCCUGUCUGAUCUUGGUAGGGUUACAUACCAGGCCUACUGGAAAAGUGUCAUAGUGGAAUAUCUUUACACUCAAAUGGAUGGCAAAAUCACAAUAAAAGGCAUUAGCAGAGCGACUGGGAUGUGUCCUCAUGACAUCGCCCAUGCAUUACAAGCAUUAAAUCUGGUUACAAGGAAAGAUGGCAAAAUUGUGCUGCAUUUGAACAAGAAACUUAUUAAUGAACACAUGCAGCGUAUGAAGGCUAAACUCCAGCGCAAGUUAGAGUUAGAUCCUGAUGCUCUGAGGUGGACGCCCCUUAUUUCAAACCUCACCCUCAUAGAGGAGGAAAAGCGAGUUGAAAAGGAGCUGAAGGGGAUGAAAGAUGUUGUAAAUAGAAUAGCUGAAGAUAGAAAACAAUUAGCUGCUGAACUGUCUCCUUCAAAGGCAGAAGAGACGAAAACCCCAAGACGCAAGCCGGGAAGAAAGAGGGGGCCCAAGAAACGCAAACAUAAUAGUGCUAACCAAGAACCCAAAGCUAAGAAGUCCAGACAGACUGAAGCUGAAGAGGAGAAUGCUACUGAAGAAUCGACAGAGACAACUUCUGCUGCUAACAACACGACAAUGAAUGGGACAGUGGAAGAAUAUGUAGAGACAACUGCUGUGAACAAUUCCCAUGAAGUGGCAGUGGUGGAAGAUACACCAAACAAGUCGUCAAAGAUUUCUCCAUCCAAGAAAAACUGUGCUGUGAAACCCAAGGGAAAGGCUGGGUGGCCCAAGGGAGUUAAGCGAGGUUCACCUCGCCCAAGGUUGGAGAAGAGAAACAGUAGAGGCAGGCCUGCAAAGACCCACCAUCGUAGCUUGGCAGAGUCCAAACAGAACACUUCACAGAAUGCUGGUCAUCUUGCUGAUGAUGAGGAUGAUGAAGAGGACGAGCAGCGAAGUGAGGUGAAUGGAACUGCUGAGCCUGAAGAUGGGGAGGAGGAGAAGACAGAGAACAAAGAGAAGGAGGAGAAAUCUGGGGAGGCUCAAGAGGAGGAAGAGGAGGAUAAGGCCUUGACCAAUGGAGAUGCGCACGAGUCAGACGCGCAGGAGGAACAAGAUGAGAAGGCUGAGGAUGUAGGGGAGACUGCUGGCAGUAUCAACCAAGAAGACUCUGUGAAGGACGAAUGUGCCUCAUCAGAUAUUGAACAGGAACGGGUGUGUCUGGAAGACUCUACUCUAAAGAGCAACCAACCGUCCCCCAUCUCUGAGGGUCCUCCGGAUCUCACCAACGACUCAGAUAACAUGAGAACAUUGCCUAGCCCAGAUGUGUCUAGCCCUGCACCAGAACCAGCCCCGCUGUCCCCACAGUGUGAGCCCACAGAGGAAAAGGUGCCUGACUCAGUCCCAUCACGACAGGUCACAGUAGACAAAGAGGACUCAGAGGAGAAAGCAGAACAGGAGAAUUCCAGCAGUGAUGAUGACGAUGAUGAUGAUGGUGAUAAUGAUAAUAAGGAAGAGGAAACCAGAGAGGAGACUAAGGAGAUAUCCAUUCAGCCUACCUCUCCGGAAAAACCCAAAUUACCACCUAUUGUUCCCCCGACCCAUCAGCCUGAGAUGGCUGGAGCACCUGAUAAAGCCUUGGAAAAGCCAAUAGUAGUAGAAGAGCCAAGUAGUCCAAGCUCUGAGAGUGAGGAGGAGGAAGGGGAAGGGGAGGAGUCCGAAGCUGCUGAUGGUGACCUUCCUAGUGAGGAAAACUACAAUGACUUCAGCAAUGAUUCUACUGUGGAAGAAACACUGGGUAAUUCACAAAACAUUGAGGAUGCUCUAGCCAAAGAGCUGCAGAACAACUUUGAGCAAAUGGACAACAGCACUACGGGUGAGAUGGCUAGUGAGCAGUUAGCUCACCGUGACAGUCUAGCUAUGAAUAGUGUGGACACACCCACAUCUACACCUAACCAUCCCAGCCCUAGCUGUAAUAGUGUGACAGGGGUAUACCCUACCCAGCCAAACUCCAUAAACAAUAUGCAGAACACUAAUCUGAAUAACAAUGGGUUUGGUGCUGUAGAGAUUGAUGUCACCCAGCUUGGGCUGGAGUCACCCACAUCUAUUAGCAGUAAUGAGAUGCCCAACACUUCAGUGGAGUCAGCAACAACUCCAUGCACUCCAAAUUUCUCAGACUGUGCUCAGAUACAAAACUACAUUGGCAAUUCCAGUGGCAGCUUCAUGGAUACUGUGGGUGUUCCCAGCAUGCCAUUACCAGCGAAUAGCGCCGGACCUAUCCCCAACAACUACAACAUGCCUCCUACUGCACCCACCCCUAACAACUACUGCUCCCCUGUAACUACGUACGCACCUGUCCUUCUGCAGCAGAACACUCAUAGACUAACUCAUAACAACACACCAUGUAAUUUACCUCGCCAGCCUCUUCCUUACCAGACCAAUGCCAGCAGCUGCAGUCUGGCAAAACUACAACAACUCACCAAUGGUAUUAAUAUCAUGGAAAUUCUGCCAGAGAACACCAUGACCCCUCCCCCAAAUCUUACUCCCCCACCCAAUGUGACUCCUCCACCAGCAGUAUUGAGGAAUAUCGCCACCCCACCCAUCCCUAACCUACAGCCCCAGAUCUCCCACUCCCACUCCCCAGCUCUGCUGGCUCAGCAGUAUAAAUCCUACCAGAGAAGACAGAAUGCUGCCAUGAGGAAGAGCCCCAGUGUCAAUGCAGGCAUGACCUUUACCCCCAAUGUGACAAUUCAACCUGGUUCCAAUGUUAUCACACGGUGCAAUGUGCUUAAUGGAUACCGAAUGCAGCAGCCCAUGUUAAACCAUGGCUACAUCCCUAAUGCUGGCUUCAUGAACCAGCAGCAAUUUUCUCCCAUGCAAAUGAGUGUGGUUCAUCAAGCUAACUUUCAGCAGCAGAUGCAGCCUGCUCAACCCAACAAUGCUGUCUACACAUAUGGCUACAUAAACAGUGGCCUAUCUACGCACACACUGAACAUGAACAACAUGAUGAGACGGUAGCACACAUCUGCUUGGGACAUUGUACAUAUCUCUACAUAACUCUCAUCAUCUAGAAUGUCACCGGACUUGUCCUGGACCAAUCAUCCGGGUGAUCACUUCUUACAGGCAGUUCUAGUGUAUCAGAGGUUACUAUGUGUAUAUCAGGACUUUGUUUUUAAACUGACUGAUUAGUUGUCACAUUUCAAGGCUUGUUAUAGGGAAUAACUGUACUGUUUGUUUUAACCUUCUUGACUGGAUUAAGUUCAGUUGUAAGUUGAAAAUUUGAAGCUGUAGAAGUGUACAGUCUUUCAGCUGAUUCAGAAGGUUGUUUUUAUGCCUAGUUAUGAUUGUGGAUACUGGUAAUGUUACAUGGAUAAGUUAAAAUAUUGUUUCAAGAAGGAAACAUUGGAAACACCUUUUUGAGGGGAAAGCCUAGCUUCACACACUCUGUGAUUAGAAAUGAUUGUAUUAUAUGGACUGGUAAUUUAUGAACAAAUUCAGGAGUUCGGUUGACACAACCUAUACAUUUCCCUAGAAAUAAAUACCUUUGUAUUUUAGUCUUACACUUCGUCUACCAUUUUGUGUUUUUUGUAUGUAGAAUUGAACAUCCAUGUACAGUUUUUAUUUCACUCUUUAAAAGAUACAUUUAAGAUUUGGACGUCUUGUUUGGUAUAUUUUUGUCUAGAUUGUAAAGUAACUGCUAUAAGGACGUACAUGUGCAUUUAUUACAAAAUAAAUUAUGAGACUUUCU